CAGCUGAUUUCGUGUACAAUGGCUUUCGUUGUGCACUUCAAGUGAUACUUGACACACAGUCUCACAGGCACUGGUUUUAAAACUUUCUCAGUAGCAUUAUCACGUAUAAGUAUCAGCCUUUAUCGACGCGAUUGUCAGGGAGUCAUUUUUAUACGUGCACCUAGUCCAAGUUAUGCGUCUCAAAUAAUCGCGCUUCGCAAUUUAUAAAAGCAGCCUCUGGCUGCAGGCUCUCACGAAAGUCGCCCAAUUUUUCACAUUCAUUCUUCAUGCUACAAAGGAAACAGUCGCCAUUUAACCCCCCUAUUAAUCACCUACCUGUAUAUAGUUUAUUGUUGGUUUUUUCGUUCAGGACUGGAUGGUUAAAAUGAAUAUCAUAGACGAGUCCAAGAUAAAACAAUUUCUAGCUCAAUAUCAUAAUCCAGAUAUUACACGUAAAGAUGUUAUCCGAGUACUGAACCACUAUCGUAGUUUACAUUGGAAAAUAGAACCUUUCGUGUUCAACGAUGGGACUCGUAAGGAACUUAUUAAUUUACAAGGAACUAUUCCUGUGAAUUUUAAAGGCAAUACUUAUCAUAUUCCAAUAUGUAUAUGGGUUAUGGAUACGCAUCCAAACAAUGCUCCAAUGUGUUAUGUUACACCAACACCAGAUAUGAAUAUAAAAGUUGGCAAUUUUGUUGAUCACAAUGGUAAAAUUUACUUGCCAUACUUGCAUGAAUGGAUUCCACAUAAAUCAGAUUUACAUAGCUUGAUUCAGGUUAUGAUUAUUAUUUUUGGUGAACAUCCACCCGUUUAUGCAAAACCAAAAACUGAACCUGUUCUACCUCAUAACCUUAUGAAUUCAACGCCUUAUCCAAAACAACCCAUCAUGCCCUCAAUGCCAAUGAUGCCACAAGGGGGAUUCCCACAGGCCUCACACAUGAUGCCUAACAUAUACCCUCCUCCAAACGAGGCUCCGUAUCCACAUUAUCAAUUUUCAGGUUCGACUCCGAAUUACCCAAUGCCUGGAUAUACUGGGCCUUACCCACCAUACCCAGCAGCAGCAUCACCAGCUGUACCUGCAAGUUCGAGUGGUGGUACUGGAACAAUAACAGAAGAGCAUAUAAGAGCAUCCCUCUUGUCAGCCAUAGGAGAUAAAUUACGACGCCGACUACGUGAACAAUCUUCUCAACUGCAUGCAGAGCUUGAAACAUUACGUCGCACUCAACAAGAAUUAUCAAGUGGAUCGGCUCGUUUAACAGAACUGUUUACCAAGUUCCAAAAAGAAAAAUCAGAGCUUGAGAAGAAUAUAAAAAUCCUGCAGGACAAGGAAUCAGAAUUAGAAAAGGAAAUAGAAAAACUUGCUGAUAAUCAAUCUAUUGAGGUUGAUGAAGCUGUUACUACAGUCGCUCCGUUAUACAAGCAAAUGCUGAAUGCUUUUGUGGAGGAAGCUGCUAUUGAGGAUGCAAUUUAUUAUCUUGCUGAGGGAUUGCGAAGCAGUAUAAUUGACUUGGAUGCUUUUCUCAAACAAGUCAGGCAACUAUCGAGAAGACAAUUCAUGCUCAGGGCACUCAUGUCGCUUUGUCGGCAGAAAGCUGGAUUAGCAAGUUAAAAAAAUGUUCUUCUUUCACAAUAUCAUAUUUUAUUUUUAAAAAUGUAUUUAGUGCAACAAAAAUGACUCUUAUGUAUCUAUAAGCUAUAAAUAAAAAUAAUGAAUGUUUUGAG
This is a messenger RNA of Nasonia vitripennis (jewel wasp), 1701 nucleotides long. It is a transcript of the gene TSG101, whose product is annotated as tumor susceptibility gene 101 protein. Gene Ontology annotation, molecular function: ubiquitin binding. The record is from RefSeq and is a predicted model, not a curated record. The transcript has 8 exons. Bases 356 to 1588 code for a protein of 410 amino acids. Gene Ontology annotation, biological process: endosome to lysosome transport; protein transport; protein modification process. Gene Ontology annotation, cellular component: ESCRT I complex. NCBI's taxonomy places the organism in Eukaryota, Metazoa, Arthropoda, Insecta, Hymenoptera, Pteromalidae.